GAGCCAUGAGGAGAGGGAGCUGUGACGACAUUGCGGCAUCAAUAAGCCCCCAACUCAAGAUUCUGGCACGACGUCGGCGCUCAGCUCCUUCCCUGGUUCUGGGCAGAGCCUUCAACAAGCCGUGGCCGUCGAUCAGAGAGAGCCCGACAUGCCCCUUUUCUGCUGACCAGAGUCCAUUCGUUUUGGGCCUGACAAACGAGGACGCCGAACUGAUUGCCGAUGCUUGUGUGCAGCUCACCGAGGGCUUGAAAAUGAAAGAGAAGCACUUGUUCCUGUUCAGCGAUGUACUUGUUAUCGCCAAGCUGAAAUCCAACAUGAGUUUCAGAGUGAAGCACAAAAUAAAUCUGUGUGACUUGUGGAUCGAUUUGUGCGACGAUGAGAUCUGUGGCAUCUUCAUCAACCCAAGGACUUCAUUGGUCAUUGCCUGGCCAAUCACUGUCUGCAUUGUUUCUUUCAGCUCGCCUGAGGUGAAAGAACGCUGGCUAGAUACUCUCCACUUAACCAUCAGAACUGCAAGAGAUAACGUCAAAGAAAUCCCAAAGCCCCCAGAAAACGUACUCAUGAAGGUGUUAAGCGGCAGCAGCAGCACAACUAAAACACUAACAGGAGGCUGCAUGGAUCCUUACAUUGAAUAUGAUGUAGAGGACGCCGUCAAAGCCUACCAGCCCCCUGCACGGAGUGACAUCACAGACGGGACGGGCCGUGUGAUUGAAGGCCACAAAAAGAGGAAGAAAGUGCUGUCCUGGCCUUUCCAGCGAAGGAGUUUAACCAAUUCAGACACCAUGCGUUCAGAUUUUGAUAUGAAAACCCCACUUUUUGGGCAGCCAUUGUCAAUAGUCUGUGAUGAAGAGGAGAAACUUCCUAAACCGAUUAUGGAUAUCCUUUGGAACCUACUGAAGAAAGGUAUCAACACUGAAGGAAUUUUCCGGAAGGCCGGUAACGUGAAAGUCUUCAAAGAGAUCAAGGAGCAUUUGAAUGCCGGCACAGAGAUCGACCUGGAUGAAAAACCUGUUAUUCUGCUUGCUGCUGUGCUAAAGGACUUCCUGAGGCAAAUUCCAAACAGCCUUCUAUUGACUGAACUUUAUGAAUCUUGGAUGGCAGCGAUGGAGAAGGAAAGCGUUAGUAACCGCUACAAUGAACUGAAGCAGGUUGUGGACAAACUCCCGAGACCUAACAUCGUCUUUCUUGAGCAUUUUCUCUGCUUACUGUACCACAUCACUAAAAAAUCAGAAAUCAACAAAAUGGACGCCAAAAACCUGGCUGUGUGCAUUGCACCCAACAUGCUGCAGCUUAACCCGAAAGUGUCCCUAGAAGUCCAAAAGGAGAUGACAGAAAAGGUCACAAUCUUGACACAAUUCUUAAUUGAGAACUGCUGUGAAAUAUUUGGGGAGAACAUUUUAUCCUUGCUUGAGGAAGAGGAGCUGGCUGAUAGCUCAGACACGCUGUCAUCUCAUCAACAUGACUCGGCCUAUGACAGCACUGAUGCUGACGGAGACUCAAGUGAGCAAAUCAGAAACAUUCAAAGCGACUUAGCGUGCAGUGAAAACACGGACCUGGAGGAACGAAUGAGCAGCCAGUCAUUCUCAAGCGACGCAUUACCCACAUCGCUCGACUCUGUGAAGACCUUCUCCCAUCGGUAUAACAGAAGAUGCUCGGAGCCUGAUAUUUUGGCUUCUUCUCACAAACAUGAAGUUGAAAUAAAAUCAGAGAAACUGGCCAGGAGUCACGAGGACUGCUCCGCAGAGAGAGAUGAUGAUCUCACCUUCAAAGAUCAAAAUCUGAAAAAGCAAAACUCAGACGACUGCGUCAUUAAGCAACGUUUUAAGGAUAAACGACCGCCCAACUUGAGCACCUGUCUGCAGGAUGACUUAGGACGGUCCUCCUCCUCCAAAGCAUCCUCGACUUGUUCCCUGGAGAGCACGGCGUCUAGUGCCUCUGUCAAUUCGGUGUUCACCAGCUCCCCUUUGCAAUCUCCUGCAAGCCCAAAGAGGUUUUUCUUUGCGCGGCACCAAUCUUUCUCUUUCAAAUCGAAUGGAGAAAGUCAAAAGAAUGAGAAGGAAGUGAAGAAACAUUCUCUGUCCUUUUCUGUGCGCAAUGACAAGAAACCUCUACUCAAAGCAAAAAGCUGGGGGCCAUCCCAUUUUAACAAAAGUACCUCGAAAAAGGACACUCAGAAAGAGGGACAGUUUGGUUGCGACACCCUCCAGGAGGACUCCCAAAAUGAAGUCGAGCCUUGCCAGCCCCAUCCUCGCAAUUUCUUGUCCCCGACUGAGGUUUUCCAGCAAGUGGACAAAAAAUUACCAGGGCGGCCCCCGUCCUACGAGCAGGCGAUUCAGACUCGGGUCAUUCCUGCUCCUCCAGACUACAAGUCUAUGACCGUGCAAGAUGCUAGGAGGAGGCUAUCAUCUACAUCCUCGUCCGAUAAAAAGUCCAGACCCUCUUCUUUCACAGAGGCACUCCUUUACAGGAGGUCUAAUGACUCAAGUCCAUACCUCCAAGAGGAAGACCAAACUCAACAAGAGUACCGGAAAAGGACAAUGUCAGAAUCGAAAAGCAGACACGAGAGGAUAAGUCAUCCCCUGUUUGAGGAAACGUUUCUUGUUAAGGAAUCUUACGUGUAAACCAACGAUUGCAAUACGUCCGAGUGUAAAUAUUUUGGUGUGAAAAUGCGUCAGGUGUGUUCUCGAUUUUAGUGCAAUAGACUUAAUUCGUUGGUUUCCUUUGCAAGAACUGGAUUGAGGAGACACGAACAGAUUGACUUGUUCUUCACUUGUUUUCCCUGAGACUUUGAUAGUUAGUGUGGUUUAAGGCACUGGAUAUCGAUGGACCACAUGUUGGCCAGCUUUCAACAUUCAAUCUGAACAACCACAGAAAAACGUUUCUGCUUCUGCUCUAUGAUGGGUGCAUUGCAUUUUUCUAAGCAGAGGAUAAAGACGAUGAUCACAAUCUUGCAUCAGGAGGUCCUGGUGCCUACUGCCAUUAGGUGGUGGUUCUCCUUUCUCCUUAUUUCAAGGGUCAGUAAACCAUGGGAAGCUAUUUGUAAAUUACAUAUCUAUAAAACAAACAAUGUUUGUUCUAAAAUGGUACUCCUUCUGUAAGAGGAGACAAAGCUAUGUACAUAACAUGUAGAAAGCUCAUUUGUACCAUAUUAUUAUAAGUUUCGUCGGCUUUGCGUGUAGAAAGUAAAAUGUUUGUAAGUGGCGGAUUGUAUACUACAAUUUUUUGAACUUCUCACUACAAUAAAGCACUUUGUAAAUUGUGUUUUUAACUGCAAA
Molecule: messenger RNA, 3275 nt
Organism: Erpetoichthys calabaricus (reedfish)
Lineage: Eukaryota; Metazoa; Chordata; Cladistia; Polypteriformes; Polypteridae
Gene: tagapb
Product: T cell activation RhoGTPase activating protein b
Exons: 14
Coding region: 6-2621 (871 amino acids)
Biological process (GO): regulation of Rho protein signal transduction; signal transduction
Molecular function (GO): GTPase activator activity
Source: RefSeq, a predicted model, not a curated record